AUGAUGGACCCAGACCUCAACAAUAAGCUCGAUAGACUACUCACUCUAUUGGAAGCACAGCUAGAGCUUACCAGACAGGGUCAUCGAGAGGAACGAUUACAACGAGCUCAACUGAGCAGGGAGGAGACAAUGGACCUCUCUCACUCAGAAGACCAAGCAGGAGGAGGAGAUGAGUCUAUGAUAGGAGACCCACAUACUCCUACUCCAGCUCCACGACCAAGACGAUCAGUCUCAUUCAACCUGGAUGAGCAGGAGGACAUCAACUAUGAGAAGUAUGCUUCACCUACUGGGCCAAGAUAUGUCAAGACUAAGGUGUAUGAGCAGACUAGGAUGAUCAACCACAUGGGUGCUCAACUGGAAGGGACAGCAAGAGAGUGGUGGACCUCCAAGCUCCAUAUUGAUAGAGCUAGAGAAGGAAGGUUGUUCAAUGAUUGGCACUACUUCACAGAGCGACUGUCAGAGCAGUUCAACCCACGCAAUGCUAGGAUGGAGGCAUACAACAAGCUGUUGGCUCUCAGACUCACAAGUGAUGCUCCUGGUGCCACCACACAUCAUGUAGAGCAGUUCAGAGACUUGGAGGGACAGGUCAACCUAGAUGACAACGAGCUAGUGAUUGAUCUCUUCAGAGGAAGUCUCACUCGCAGCAUACAGGAGAAGUUUGAGAGGAAUCCACCUGGGAAGAGAUGGGAGUGGUACCGAGAGGUUGAGGAGAUCGAUCAACAGAGGAUGUUACUACAGCAGUCCUCGGCUAGACACUCACUUCCAAAUGCCACGUCACCUCCACUAAGAACUGGGUCUCGGCCAAAUCAAAGUUCGAUCCCCAUCCGUCAACCCACUCAACCUUAUCCAGCUCGAUCACCAGCACAAGCAACUACACAAGCAACUAUACAAAACCUAAACCGACCAACUAACCGACCCCUUCCUCAUCAUCCCACCCAACCCUCGAAGCAAGGAAGCCCUGCUCCAUCAGGUAUCAACACCUGUCAUGUAUGCAAGGGUAUUGGCCAUUGGGCCAGAGACUGCCCCAGCAGGAGGGUAGACCCUCUUAGCUCUCGACCCAUGGGACCAAAGGUUAUGGUCACCACAGCAGACCCCUUUGAGGAGGCCACCGACUCAGGAGAUGGCCACACAGGCAGCACUGAGACUGACCCCGAGGCCAUGGACCUCAGCUCAUACCAGCAACCCAUGGACCUCGACCAUGAGGAGGAGGAGCAUGAUGAUGAUGAUGAUGAGGGAAACAUUGUCAAUGGAGGCAAAGCAGUACUGGAGCUCUCUGGAAUGGUUCAAGACCAUCCUGCUCGGAUACUAGCUGAUACUGGUGCUGGUUUGUCCAUAGUCUCAGAUUCUUUCAUUAGUAAGUACCAAAUACCCACAAAACCCAUAAAAACAAGAUCGAUCCAUGGUGUCACCAGGCACCAACUCUCCAUCAAUAGUUCUGCGAGCAUGCAGGUAUCUAUUGGUACACACAAUCUGGGUGUGGUCGAAGCUUCAGUGGCCGACACUGCUGACUAUGACCUCAUCCUGGGGUUCACUGAGCUACGGAGGCUCAAACCCACCAUACAAUGGGAUACGGGCCAGCUGGAGUUCAAGACUCAGGAGCAGGACCAACCCCCAAGGAGACCCCCUGAAGCAGCAAGAGCUGGGGACCUAACCAUGAGGAGACCAACCCUUCAUGGUAACGAGUUUGUCUCAGCAGAACGCAUACUACGAGCAGCUCUAGAAGAUGGACCCAUAGGGCUCAUGCUGUUGGAGGAGCCACCAUCAUCACUCCCGGCCUUUGGUUUCGUACCUACAGGCACAGAUAAAGGAGUCGAGAUGGAGGUGGAGGUAGACAAGGUGGUGACAGCUGCAGACAUACCAAAGCCAUACCAACACCUGCGAGAUGUGUUUGAUGAGGUGGAAGCAGACAAGCUGCCCCAUCAUACCGAGCACGAUCUCCACCUCGAGUUGAUAGAAGGAGGUAAGCCACCUCAAGGGCCCCUAUACCUUAAGGGACCCAAGGAGAUGUCCGAGUUGAGGAGAUACUUGGAUGAGAACCUCGAGAAGGGGUUCAUAAGACCAUCGAAGAGCCCAGCACGAUCACCAGUGCUCUUCGUACCAAAGAAGGAUGGAGGUCUCAGACUCUGUGUGGACUACAGAGGUCUCAACGAGAUCACUGUCAAGAACAGGGCACCAUUGCCCCUCAUCGAGGAGCAGCUGUUCUUACUCAGGAAGGCAAGGAUCUAUACCAAGCUAGACCUUAGAGCAGCAUACAACCUCAUCCGGAUUGCUAAAGGAGAUGAAUGGAAGACAGCUUUUGGCACUCAGUUGGGACUCUAUGAGUACCUAGUGAUGCCCUUUGGCCUAGCCAAUGCUCUGGCUCACUUCCAGUCAUUCAUCAAUGACAUCUUCCAAGACAUCAUUGGGAUAUAUGUGGUAGUAUACCUAGAUGACUUCCUGAUCUUCAGUGACACUGAAGAAGCACAUGUGAAGCAUGUCACCGAGGUCCUCACUCGCUUAAGGAGCAACAGGCUCUUUGCUAAGCUGUCUAAGUGUGAGUUCCACGCCAAGACAGUCGAGUUCCUGGGGUACAUCAUCAAGCCGACAGGCAUAGAGAUGGACCCAGAAAAGGUGCACACUGUCAAGGAGUGGCCAAUGCCAGAGUCAAUCCAUGACAUCCAAAGGUUCCUGGGUUUUGCCAACUUCUAUCGAAGGUUCAUAGCCCACUUUGCUCGCAUAGCCAAGCCCUUGACAUCACUGGUAAAGCCUAUAGAACAGUUCAAGAAGUUCGAGCUACCAGAGGAGGCCCAACAGGCCUUCCACAAGCUCAUCCAGGCAUUCACAUCAGCAGGAGUGCUUCAGCACUUCGACUACCACCUUCCAACAAGGUUGGAAACUGAUGCAAUGGCCUUCUACUCCAGGAAGAUGUCUUCUGCCGAGAAGAACUAUGAGAUCCAUGACAAGGAGCUCCUAGCUGUGGUUGCCUGCCUCACUCAGUGGCGACACAUGCUAGCUGGACUACCAAGCCAACUGGUCAUACUCACCGACCAUGAAGCCCUCAAGUACUUCAAGUCACAGAGACGCAUCACAGGUCGACAGGCUCGAUGGGCAAUACUACUAGCAGACUUCGACUUCAUAUUGCAGUAUCAACCAGGAGACAAAGGUGGUGAACCCAAUGCUCUCACCAGAAGGACUGACAUGCAACCAGCUGGUGAAGAGCAGGAUCACAAUGUGAGGCAACUACUGCCUCCUCGAGUGUUCAGGGAGACAGCAGACCAUGACUCGACCCUAGUGGCCCCUAUGCUCUCGAUGGAGUCCAUAGCAUCAAAAGGUCUCAGAGACCUGGUCAAGAUCUUCCAGCCCUUAGACCAAGAGCUACAGGAGAUACAUAGGAAGAAGCCCUUCGAGGUCAAGGAUGACCUAUGGUACAGUGGAGGAAGGUACAAAGCUCCUCGUCACCGUCCAUAUGGUUUGCUACAGCCACUAGCAACACCAGACAGGCCCUGGGGCUCCAUAUCCCUCGACUUCAUUGAAGGACUACCACCAUUGAAGAAGUAUGACUCCAAGACCUAUGACUCUAUCUUAGUCAUUGUUGACAGGUUAACCAAGUUUGCCAUACUAGCUCCAACCCAUAAGACGGUCAUGGCCAAACAGACUGCAGUGUUGCUAUAUGGACACAUGGUUAGACUCUUUGGAUAUCCAGAUCACAUGGUCUCGGACCGAGGCAGGCAGUUCAUAUCAGGAGCAUGGAAGGCAUUUGCAGAGCAAAUGGGUGUGAAGCACUCACUUAGCAUGGCUUACCAUCCUCAAACUGAUGGUCAGACAGAGAGAGUCAAUCAGGUCAUAGAGCAAUACCUCAGGAUGUACUGCAACUAUGAACAGGAUGACUGGGCCAACCUGCUGGACACUGCAGCCUUUGUAUACAACAACACGGUCCACAACAGCAUUGGUGUCUCACCAUUCUUUGCAUGCUAUGGAUGGAACCCCAAAGCUCAUCCUGACAUCCCUCAACGACUAGGAGUCAAUGACCCAGGUUGCUUCGAGUACCUCAUGGAUGGAAAGGAGCGUUGCAAGUACCUCCAGGAGCAGAUCAGAGAGGCACAACAUAGAUCAGUAGACCAGUAUAACAGGAAGCACAAGGACAUCGAGUUUAAGCUCGGCACGAUCAAUAUCAAUGUUAUGAUGACACCAAGGUCUGGUGUGAGUGUUGAUGAUGAUGAGGUUGAUGGUGUUGGUGAUGAGAUUGGUGAUGUCGAUGAUAAUGAGGUUGAUGGUGUUGGUGAUAAGGUUGGUGGCGUCAACACGAGUGUCCAGUGUGUUGACUUGAUGCUUGAAGUGAUCCCCGGACCGCAGUGGACUACUGCCUUCGGUUCUAUCUAUAUCCGGACCGCUAACCUGCUAUGGGCGCCUUCGGACGUCAGGUAG
This is a messenger RNA of Ustilago hordei, 4404 nucleotides long. RefSeq lists its product as uncharacterized. Gene Ontology annotation, molecular function: zinc ion binding; nucleic acid binding. The transcript is spliced from 7 exons. The record is from RefSeq and is a predicted model, not a curated record. Gene Ontology annotation, biological process: DNA integration. Bases 1 to 4404 code for a protein of 1467 amino acids. Lineage: Eukaryota; Fungi; Basidiomycota; Ustilaginomycetes; Ustilaginales; Ustilaginaceae.